Molecule: messenger RNA, 504 nt
Organism: Paralichthys olivaceus (Japanese flounder)
Lineage: Eukaryota; Metazoa; Chordata; Actinopteri; Pleuronectiformes; Paralichthyidae
Source: RefSeq, a predicted model, not a curated record
AAGUGCGUCUUGUUACAUUGUGAAACUGUCAAACGUCAUCACCCUGCGCCUCCGCUCAGUCAGGCUAAGGGACAAACCAGUGAUGUGAGGCUACAUGUGAGGCUCCGUGUCUCUUCAGUAUGAGUUGGAAUUGAAAGCAGACUCAGUGGAAACAUGUCUUUGUCUCUAUCGCGCUGUGUCUGCAGGAUUCUGUCGCGACCGAGCUCCGCGUCGAGCGUCCUGUCUGGAGAACCCAUCCAUGUGGUCUCCAGGAGUCCUUGGUUUGCUCCGGUGAUGACACUGAAGACAUCCGCUCCACUGAGAGCGGAGCCCAAGAAGAAGAAGAAGGUGGACCCAAGAAGGGACCAGUUAUUGAAAGAACGGAUGAAAAAGAAGCUGAAGAAGCUGGAGAAGGUUCCUCCUGAAUAUAUCCCAAUAGAGGAUUUCAUCACUCCAACCAAAUGUUUGGAUGAAACAAGGUACGUCAUAUUUCACUGGUUAACUGGUUAAAUGUAUGUUGUGUUG